AUGGCAUGUCGGUUCUGCGAAACGAUCAUUUGCGAGCGUGGCAUGAAGGCACAACUACUGGCGGAUCAGAGUGUGGCACUUUUAUCAACAGACGAUGCCCCUCAAUCCGUACAACUCGUCGGAGAUGAAUACAAGCCUACCAACUGUAUGUGUAAAAUCAAGGAUACUGCCUGCCUUGUUUGUGGCAAUGUGAUUGGUUAUCAUAUCACACAGCCUUGUGAAAAGUGUCUUAAUGCGGACAACAAUGGGCAUCUCUGGCUCUUCCAUCCCGAGUACGUUUUCAGUGCUCCACGUAAGGAUCCGCUGUUGAACAGGACUCUAAAAUGGAACCAACUUCCCGAGCCAGAGGAGGACUACGAGACUCUCAGUCUGCAUAAGGUGUAUCUCGGUGCGCCGGAAGGAAAAUUUGUUAUAGGAGGCAUGGUCCGUCGAGAUUACGACGCCAUUUGCCGAUAA
Gamsiella multidivaricata is the source of this 456-nucleotide messenger RNA. Its product is annotated as protein FAM72. Gene Ontology annotation, cellular component: cytosol. The record is from RefSeq and is a predicted model, not a curated record. Lineage: Eukaryota; Fungi; Mortierellomycota; Mortierellomycetes; Mortierellales; Mortierellaceae. Bases 1 to 456 code for a protein of 151 amino acids. The transcript has 4 exons.